AUGCAUAUGCGCAUGCGCAUCCCAUUCUUCCGCAUCUGGUACAGCAGCACAUACACCGUCUUCUUCGUGAUCUUGCUUUUCCUCCUCACCGCAACUCCUGCCGACAUCGUCUACCAGUCCAUCCGUUUCCGUAACCCGCAGCUGUAUAACGUCUUCAUCGUCGCCGGUGUGCACGUGCUGACCGCUGUACUCGCCAUAUUCAUCUAUGCCAGUAGGAUCUAUACGAACCGCACUGUUCUGGCGGGGAUACCCAAGAGCUACAUCCCCGUCGAGCCCGGCGAGGUCGGCAAGAAUGUCAGGCGUAUGAUCGCGAAGCAGCUGGAGCGCAGCGCUCUCAUCGCAUGGGAUGCGCGACCACGGGACCUGGGGGCAGAAGUACAAAGCGACGACAAGAACAGGACGACAGCCUCACAGCCGCCAACCGCGCAACAGCAGCAGCAGCCAGCCCAGCGCAACCACCCCUCUACCAUAAAGAACUACACCCGGCCCCUCGAUCCCGCGACUGUGAUUCCGAUCUCUGCUUCCGCGCCCCCUUGGGGACCCAUCGCGCACCCAGGCUGGUCGUCUCCAUCGUCGCCGGACUGGCCCGAUGUCCACUUCUGGACGAUCCUGCCCGAGCUACCCCACCUCAUUGAAGCCAGAGCCGUCGCGCUCGCGCCGCCGGACCCUGCUUUCGCGUUUGGGGACUUGGGUAUUGGCAUAGCAGGAUUGGGAGGUCAGGAAGCGGCGGCCCCUGCUGUGCCUGUGCCGGAUGCCCGAGUCGUCGCGGAACUGCAGCGGCCGCCGAACAUGGGGCUGAGGGAGUAUCUGGGCCGGUUGGCGGGGCUGGGGCUGGUUGAUGAGGUGCUGGGCGCUCGUUUUCUGGAGCUGUAUGAGUACGCGAGGUUCUCGACGCAGCCGCUGACGGAGGGCGAGUUUGGAGAACUGUUGCGGCUGCACUCGGAGAUCCUGAAUGGGAUGACGGAGUUGGAUCCCGCGGUUAUCAAGGCUAUUGUACAGCAGGAAGAAGAGGGAGAAGAUGCAGACGAAAUUCAGACGGGCGCGCUCUUCGAUGUCAUGCAGAUACCCACGCUUUCGGAGUCGUCCGAGCCGUCUAGCGAUGCGGACACAGAAUCUAUCUUGCGCUAUCAAACACCACGACCAGACCGCAUUCCUUCGUCGUCACCUUCAUACUACGCCAGCCCCGUCUCCUCGCGGCGCUUGAGGCGGAGUAAUACGACUGGGACAGUACAAACCCGGGCCCCGAGCGCCGGAGUUGUCACAAAAACACAACAAACUCCUUCCGAAUCUGAGGCAGAGGAGGACGAGGCAUCUCUGUCGUCUGUAGUAAGAAGACAGACCCCUACCGCUGCGCGGAGUCAGUCCCCUUCAGAAGCCUCCUUUGUCUCCGGACAGUCAGUGGUAAGGCACUCGCCGCCGCCUUCACCGCUGUCGCCGUUUCCGGUCGGACAGGACGCGCGGGAAUUUGGGUUUCAGGGAGGCUGA
Coniosporium apollinis CBS 100218 is the source of this 1485-nucleotide messenger RNA. RefSeq lists its product as uncharacterized. The transcript has a single exon. Bases 1 to 1485 code for a protein of 494 amino acids. NCBI's taxonomy places the organism in Eukaryota, Fungi, Ascomycota, Dothideomycetes. The record is from RefSeq and is a predicted model, not a curated record.